This is a messenger RNA of Seminavis robusta, 2118 nucleotides long. The record is from the annotation of a GenBank genome assembly. NCBI's taxonomy places the organism in Eukaryota, Bacillariophyta, Bacillariophyceae, Naviculales, Naviculaceae.
AUGGUAUCGUUCGUUCCUCCUUUGCACCUUUUUAUGGUGGCAAUCUACUGGACGCUGCUGCUGCCAAUAUUGGUUCAUGGCGAAGCCCUGGAACGCUCUCAUUCGCAAGAUGAGUAUUUUUGCGACUUGUUGUCGUCGUCGGACGAUCAUCGUCGGCUGCUGGAACGCAACUUGAAACUCGGACGACUGCUACAGGAUGAAGGUGACGAUCAGAUCGCGCGGUACUACAGCUCGUCUGAAGACGACGAGGAAGAAGAAGGCUUUGAAGAAAUCACUGACGGCAAUAUGCAAAUUGCCGUGGAAGAAUGGAUCACCAAUCGAACCGGGGCCAUGAUUCGGUUUGGACCGAUUAACCAAUGGGAUGUGUCUCGUGUCACGCACAUGUACAAUCUGUUCAAGGAUAAAGGUACCUUCAAUGAUAAUAUUGGAAACUGGAAUGUUCAGUGUGUCACCACCAUGCAUGGCAUGUUUUGGGGUGCCAACCAGUUCGAUCAAGAUAUUUCGAGAUGGAAACCCGUCAGCGUCACCAACAUGUACUCCAUGUUCCGAGAAGCUUUUCGGUUCAACCAAGACUUGCCAUGGCCCGCCCGAAGUAACGCUGAAAUGUCCAACAUGUUCUUUUUAGCUACCCGAAUGCAAGGGGAUCUUUCGGACCUGGAUACUUCCAAUGUCUACAGCAUGGAUGGUGCAUUCAUGUACUCCAAUUACAAUCAAGAUAUUUCCUCCUGGGAUGUCAGCAAUGUGGUUAAUAUGCAACAAAUGUUUGAAGGGAAUACACAAUUCAACCAAUCCCUACCGUGGGAAACCACGAGUCUGCAGCUCUUUGAUCGCAUGUUCUUCAAUGCCACUAGUUUUGAACAAAGAUUAUGCUGGGAUAUUGAAGAGACAGAUAUCCCACAGUUCCAAGUCUUUUGUGAUACCGCCGGUGGCAAAUUCAACCAAUGGUGUGUCGGUGAAGAAGUCCUGUACAAUGCCAAUCGUCGCUGUGUAUCUGGCAUUGAUUCGUAUCUUCAGAGUUGGAUCGAUUUCUUUAACGACAUCGGGGAUUUCUUUACUGAUCUCCUUGACUUUAUCAAUGAAUGCCUUACAGAUAUUGGUGAGUUCUUUGCGGGAAUUGGAGAAAUCUUCGUUUGCUUUGCUCCCGAAGCCAGGACUCCGGUAGAGCAUCGAGGUUUGGUCGCCAUGAAGGAUCUUCAAGUGGGUGACAAGGUCCUAACUGCCAGUGGCCAGUAUCAACCCGUCUACAGCAUGUUUCAUUACGACAAGACAAAACCAACUACCUACAUUCAAAUCCAUACCACGUUCAGUCAGAACAACUCCACAGGAGUGCGUCCUUUGGAAUUGACACCCAGUCAUAUGCUUCACGUCGUCGGUCAUGACAACCCAAUACCAGCCAGCCAGGUUCGGUUAGGUGACUAUCUGUUCGUCAUGGACAGUGAGAAUGGCUCUUGUUCCUCCCAGGAUCUCUCAGCCGCAUGCAAGCAUUGGCAAAAGACCGAGGUUGUUGAAAUAAAGGAGGUGAUCCGGAAUGGCUUGUACAAUCCUUUGACUCAAGACGGGACCAUUGUUGUCGACGGUAUUGUCACUUCUGCCUAUACGUCCUUCUUGGGUACAGAGUAUAUCCAACUCUUUCGAAGGGUCAGUACAGCAAGUGUUGCCUCCACUACUACAACACCUGCAGCAAUGACAGAUGAUGACGGGUGGAAAGCCAUGUCGCAUCAAUCCUUUGUCCACAUGAUGUUGAGCCCCUAUCGCACUGUUUGUCUGUACGUUUCGCCCAACCUGUGCAAGCCAUCUGGAGACGGCCAAUCCGAAUCCAAGUGGUAUGGGCGCCUAGGACACGCCAUACUCUUCCUUUGGCUCCGCCAAAAUGUCCUUUUUCAGGCGGUCAUCUUUUUCGCGUUGGUGGCAAUCUUUGGCUUGAUAAACUUGGUCUUGAAUCCUUUUGGCAUUGCUGUCUCGCUCAUCCUCUAUGGGACGUCUGUGUUGUUCCGACAAAGAGACUUGCAGGAGCAUCAUAGCGCACCUAGAAAGCCUGUGAAAGCGAUUCAUGUGCAACGGCAAGAGCAGAAAGACUGGACAUACAUACUUGAAACACACAGCUUUGGCAACAGGUAG